ACAAAAAAAGAGGUAUAUCACUAAACGCCCCCUUGAAAUCUCCUUAAAAUUCACACUCUCAGAGAAAUACACUUCGCCGGAGUUGAAACUAAGGAAGCUGAGAAUUUAUUUCCUACUCAGGACGUUAGGAGGAUUUCUUCCCAGUUAUAUUGUUUUUUCUGGAUUUAUGGUAUUGCUUGGGUGAGCAUUUCCUGGUGGUUGAAUCGGAUCUUAAAUGUUAUCUUAUUGACGCGGUCAUCUUCGAGGCAUAUUUGAAAGUGUUACCAUGCCUCGUAAGGUAAAUUAUGGAGUUGAUUAUGAGGAAGACUUUUAUGACUAUGAAGAUUACAAUUAUGACUAUGACGAUGGAUAUGAUUCUGCAGAGAAAAAUGGCAAGGUACCAGGAACAAAUACAAAACAGGAAUUGGUUAAGGCUGGCAUCUGGCGUUGUCCCAUUUGCACAUUUGAUAACAAAGAUACUAUGAAUGUGUGUGAUGUUUGCGGAAAUACAAAACAAGAACCGGUUAAGGCUGGGGUGUGGCGUUGCCCCAUUUGCACAUUUGAUAAUGAAGAUACCAUGAAUGUAUGUGAUAUUUGUGGGGUCCUUCGUAACCCAUUGAUCAAAGGUUGUCGCGGUGGCAAAGCUAGUGCAGCUACUAUUGACCAGGUCUUACAGUCAAAUGCCCCAUCAAGUAAAAAAGAAAAAGCUACUAAAGUUAAACAAGAACUGGUUGCCGAAGGGCUUGCUAGCUCUUCUGCAUCGACAGCAAAAGUUAGACGUGAUAAUGUGAAGGAUAGAGGUUCUUCUAUAGAAACUAGGGAAAAUCAUGGUGUCACGAGCAACAUGAGCAAUAUGUCUAUACCAUUAAAACCUUGCAUUACGGAGAUCGGAACUGCAACUUCAAGAUCACAGAGUAAACCUCAGAAACUUGUACGCGCUGACCAAUUAGAAGUUAAACUGGACCAGUUAAAUCUUGCGAUUGUUGGCCAUGUUGAUUCUGGGAAGUCAACAUUAUCAGGAAGAUUAUUACACCUUUUGGGGCAGAUUUCUCAGAAGGAAAUGCACAAAUAUGAGAAAGAGGCCAAGCAGCAAGGAAAAGGGUCCUUUGCUUAUGCCUGGGCAUUGGAUGAGAGUGCUGAGGAAAGAGAGAGGGGAAUAACUAUGACAGUGGCUGUUGCCUACUUUAACACAAAAAGUUACCGUGUUGUACUGCUUGAUUCCCCAGGCCACAGAGACUUUGUCCCAAAUAUGAUAUCAGGUGCAACACAAGCAGAUGCUGCAAUUCUCGUAAUUGAUGCUUCAAUAGGUGCAUUUGAAGCGGGGAUUGAUGUUACUGGAGGUCAGACAAGGGAGCAUGCACUACUUAUCAAAAGCUUUGGGGUGGAUCAAAUAAUAAUUGCUAUUAACAAAAUGGAUACAGUGGGAUACUCCAAAGAACGUUUUGAUACAAUUAAGAAUCAACUAGGAUCGUUUCUUCGUUCUUGUAAGUUUAAAGAUUCGUCAGUAUUGUGGAUUCCCCUGAGUGCCAUGGAAAACCAAAAUUUGGUGACAAGUCCUUCUGAUGCACGAUUGUUGUCCUGGUUUCAAGGUCCUUGCCUUUUGGAUGCAAUAGAUUCUCUCCAACCUCCCCAAAGAGAUUACUCAAAGCCUUUAUUAAUGCCGAUAUGUGAUCUUGUUAAAUCACCAUCACAAGGACAGGUGUCAGUAUGUGGGAAGUUGGAGACAGGAGCACUUCAAACUGGAGAUAAGGUUCUAAUUAUGCCAUCAAGAGAAGUGGCAACAGUGCGUUCUUUGGAACAUAAUUCUCAGGUUUGUAACAGUACAAAAGCUGGAGACAAUGUCACUGUUAAUCUACAAGGUAUAGACGCGAAUUGUGUAAUGGCAGGGGAUGUGCUGUGCCACCCUGAAUAUCCUAUUGCUGUUACAAAUCAUUUGGAACUGAAGAUACUCAUCCUGGAUAUUGCCGUUCCAAUUUUGAUUGGCUCUCAGUUGGAGUUUCAUGUACACCAUGCUAAGGAGGCUGCAAGAGUUGUGAGGAUUUUGUCAUUGCUUGAUCCAAAAACUGGAAAGGAGACCAAGAAAUCACCUCGAUGUCUUCUAGCAAAGCAGAAUGCUAUAAUCGAGGUGGUCUUGCAAGGAAUGAUUUGUGUUGAAGAGCAUUCUAAAUGUAAGGCUCUUGGAAGGGUGUCCCUCAGGGCAUCAGGAAGAACUGUUGCUCUUGGUCUUGUGACUCGAGUUCUGGAGAAGAACGAAUAGAGAAAUUCCCUCUACUGGAAUGAGGCCCAAAAUCAGCUGGUAAAGGUAUACAUCUAUGAGGACCUGUAGCUUUAAACAGAUGAUGUGGCUCACGGAAUUGAGUGUCGUCCUUCAAUUUAUCUUCUUCCUCCUCUCGUGCCUGUCCUGGUCUCCGGUAGAGAUCCACAAUUUUUGUAGUUGAGUCGAAUAUUAAAUGAUUCUACAGGGGCAUAGCUCUAGACAUGUGUUUCUUCCCUUCAUUAUACGUGUAUCCGGACAUCUUCUAUUAGGCUGCUUUUGAGGAAAAAGUGAGUGUUUUUGGGGAUGGGUCAUUCUUUACGUGUACAUUGGCGAAUCUGAGAGAUAUUGUUAAUUUAAUUUUUCGCUUUUUCCUUAAGAUAUUAACUUCAUGUUCUUAGGGACCUCUUUUGAGUGGCAUAUUUACCAGCUAUGUCUUA
Molecule: messenger RNA, 2673 nt
Organism: Nicotiana attenuata
Lineage: Eukaryota; Viridiplantae; Streptophyta; Magnoliopsida; Solanales; Solanaceae
Product: HBS1-like protein
Exons: 11
Coding region: 266-2236 (656 amino acids)
Biological process (GO): translation
Molecular function (GO): GTP binding; GTPase activity
Source: RefSeq, a predicted model, not a curated record